This is a messenger RNA of Cyphellophora europaea CBS 101466, 1161 nucleotides long. RefSeq lists its product as uncharacterized. NCBI's taxonomy places the organism in Eukaryota, Fungi, Ascomycota, Eurotiomycetes, Chaetothyriales, Cyphellophoraceae. The record is from RefSeq and is a predicted model, not a curated record. Bases 1 to 1161 code for a protein of 386 amino acids. The transcript has 8 exons.
AUGCCUCGCCGUAAAUCAUUCGCCGCCACUGCAGCGGACAGCACCCCCGGACCGAAGAAAGCCGUGCACAAGCGACAACUUUCUGCCAAUGCCAGCCCAGCAGUCGGCACGCCCGGUUCGCGAGCGUCAAAACGUUUGAGGGAUUCUGCAUCAAAAGCGCCAGCAUCAGCUACGCCCAAGAAGUCCAAGUACUUCGACAGCGGCAGCAGCGAUGAAGUGGAUGUGGACGAGACCACUUCAAAUGAUGCAGAAGUGUCCGGCUACGAAGAUGAAGAGGUCGAGGUGGAGGACUCGCCAAGUCAGGAGGCAAGCGAAGAGGAGUACGACUCCGAGGAAGAUGCCAAGCCCCGACGGAGAAAGACAGGGAAGAAGGCGAGCGGCGCCUCAUCGUCCACAGGCGCAAACUCGCAGCUAUGGCGAGAAGGGGUCAAGGCUGGUCUCGGACCGGGCAAGCAGGUUUUUAUUGCGAAGCCAAAGCCACGAGGCGAUGGCGGCAUCAAGUAUCUACCAGAGCGGAUCCAUCCAAAUACCAUGCUUUUCCUCGCCGACCUCAAAGCCAACAACGACCGAGAAUGGUUCAAAAUGCACGAUCCCGACUAUAGACAAUCGUGGAAGGAUUGGGAGAGCACUGUUGAAGCACUUACCGAGAAAAUAUCAGAGGUUGACGAAACGAUCCCAGAAUUGCCGCCGAAAGACCUAGUAUUCCGAAUAUACCGUGACAUUCGGUUCAGCCCAGACCCGACGCCUUAUAAGCCACAUUUUUCAGCAGCAUGGUCUCGUACGGGGCGGAAGGGACCGUACGCGUGCUAUUAUGUCCAGAUCUCACCGCACGGCCAAAGUUUCGUGGGAUCAGGGCUGUGGAUGCCCGAAGCGCAACCACUAUCUUUACUCCGCCGUGACAUCGAUCGCAAACCGGAAAGACUGCGAAGAGUACUGACUGAUCCUGCGAUGCGUAAGCACAUACUGGGAGGUGUACCCAACGACGAGAAGAAGGCUAUCAAAGCUUUUGCCGCUCAAAAUGCGUCCAACGCCCUCAAAACCAAGCCGAAGCGAAAUUAUUUCGCCAUCAUCCCGCAGAACGUCACCACAUGUGACGGCCAGGGAGCAACUCAGGCGGCUCUGGCAGCUGAAGGGCAGCCGUCCAACUUACAGAUGUGUUGA